Molecule: messenger RNA, 1257 nt
Organism: Prunus dulcis (almond)
Lineage: Eukaryota; Viridiplantae; Streptophyta; Magnoliopsida; Rosales; Rosaceae
Product: pathogenesis-related thaumatin-like protein 3.5
Exons: 4
Coding region: 1-1101 (366 amino acids)
Biological process (GO): defense response
Cellular component (GO): extracellular region
Source: RefSeq, a predicted model, not a curated record
AUGUGUACUACUACUAAUAAAUCCGUCGUGUGCCAUGCAAUUGCAAAAGAAAGGAAUCGCUUCUUAAAGAGGCAGGAGGCAGGAGGCAGGAGGCAGGCCAUCCAAGAUAAAAGAAGAAAUGCUAAACCCAAAUAUGUCAUCUUGCGGCUGAGAAUUUCAUCACAGCAACGAAAGGCUAAAAAAGCCAAACCUAUCACCUACACAAUGACACCUCAAACUUUCCCUUGUUUCCUUUUCGUCCUCUUUCCCCUUUUCUUCUCUUUAUCCUGUUCGUGCACAUUCACUAUAACAAACAACUGCCCGGAUACCAUCUGGCCAGGUACUUUAGCUGGUUCGGGCAGGCCUCAACUCCCAACAACUGGAUUCCGGUUGGACUCUGGCCAAAGUGCCAGAAUUCCUUCAACUCCCGAAUGGUCGGGACGUAUAUGGGCAAGAACAGGUUGCACAUUUGAUGAGUUGGGAGCGGGCACGUGUCAAACAGGCGACUGUGGAGGAAGACUGGAAUGUAACGGCAACGGUGCCAUUCCACCUGCCUCACUCUUUGAGAUAACCCUUGGCAAUGGCAAUGAUAAAGAUUUUUACGAUGUCAGCAUUGUAGACGGCUACAAUCUACCCCUUAUCGCUUCUCCACGCGGCGUGUAUGGUGCCUGCAAUGCUACUGGCUGUGCUUCAGAUAUCAACAUAGGUUGCCCAAAAGAGCUUCAGGUUGUGGGAGGUGUAAACGAAGGGAGUGUGGUUGGGUGCAAGAGUGCCUGCGAGGCAUUUGGUUUGGACCAAUACUGCUGCAGUGGACAGUUUGCUAACCCAACAACAUGCCAGCCUUCCUUUUAUUCAACCAUUUUCAAGCGGGCUUGUCCAAGAGCAUACAGUUAUGCUUUUGAUGAUGGCACAAGCACUUUUACAUGCAAAGCCUUUGAAUAUGCCAUUGUUUUCUGCCCUAACGGCAACGGGACGAGUCAACCAGAUGAUUCGUUAGCUCCUCCAAGAUAUCAAGUGCCUGGCAGUGAAAAGGUUGUGCAGCAGAUGGUUUCUUCUUCAAACAUGCUCUUACCGAUUCCGUCACUAAUCCUUCUUCUCAUCUUCUUCUACAUACUCUCUUGAAGGUAUGAAAUUAAGUACACGGGGACAGAAGGUUUGAAGAAACAAAGAAUUUGAAAUUUUAUUUCGAAGAGGAAUUAAGAAUGUAUUAGAUAAUUCAUUCAGGCACGCCAAAGUGCAUUGAAAUGUUGGGGAUCAAUUGACUUUAGAAAUAUGAAA